UAUAAAUAUAUCAUUACAGUCAGCCUUAAGCAGGCAAGCAGGUCACAUUUUAUUUUCUCAACAUUUUAUUAUUUAACAUUUUUCUACUAUUUUUGUAAAUCAAAAGAAAACAGAAAAUAAAAUUAACAAUGUCGUUGCGUUCUGUAUGUAAUCGCGGAAUUGUCGUGCCACAAAAUUUACGUAUUCUUCAAACCUAUUUACGCAAAAUGGCAACGGAGGCCAGCCUGCUCGAGGUGAUGACUUGUAAGAUAACGGAGGAACAGGAGAAAAUUAAAGCCUUUCGGAAGGAGUUUGGAUCAUUUAAGAUGGGCGAAACAACAAUUGAUAUGAUGUACGGUGGCAUGCGCGGCAUGAGUGCUCUAAUCACAGAGACCUCUGUGCUGGAUCCCGAGGAAGGUAUUCGCUUUCGUGGAUUAUCCAUUCCUGAAUGCCAGGAACAACUGCCGACCGCCGAAGAUGGCUGCGAGCCUCUGCCGGAGGGUUUAUUUUGGCUGAUGAUGACCGGUGAUGUGCCAACCGAGGCACAGGUUAAGCAGUUGUCAUGCGAAUGGGCUGAUCGGUCCAAGGUGCCCAAACAUGUGAUCACCAUGCUGAAGAACAUGCCCAAAACGUUGCAUCCGAUGUCUCAAUUUGCCGCCGCAGUUACAGCUCUUAAUCAUGACAGUAAAUUUGCCAAGGCGUACUCAAAGGGUGUGCCCAAAACCAAGUACUGGUUGUAUGCCUAUGAGGAUUGCAUGGAUCUGAUUGCCAAAUUACCAGUGGUGGCUGCCAUUAUUUACCGUAACGUUUAUCGUGAGGGAAAGGGUCCGGAUAAGAUAGACCCAAAGUUGGAUUGGUCUGCCAACUUGGUUAAUAUGCUCACCUAUGAUGAUCCUGAUUUUGUGGAGCUGAUACGUCUGUAUCUAACUAUUCACAGUGACCAUGAGGGCGGAAAUGUAUCUGCUCACACCACCCAUUUGGUUGGAUCCGCUCUCAGUGAUCCAUAUCUAUCAUUUGCAGCCGGUUUGAACGGGCUGGCAGGACCCCUUCACGGUCUGGCCAAUCAAGAGGUGCUCAUCUGGUUAAGUAAGUUGCAAAAGGAGGCGGGUAAAAAUCCCUCAGAGAAACAAUUAAAAGAUUACAUCUGGAAGACACUGAAAUCAGGACAGGUUGUGCCUGGGUAUGGCCAUGCUGUGCUCCGUAAAACCGAUCCUCGUUAUACCUGCCAAAGAGAGUUUGCCCUUAAGCAUCUGCCCAAAGAUGAGUUGUUCCAGCUUGUGUCCAAUAUUUACAAGGUGGUGCCCCCAAUCCUCACCGAGCUCGGCAAAGUGAAGAAUCCCUGGCCCAAUGUCGAUGCCCACUCCGGCGUUCUUUUGCAGUACUACGGCAUGAAGGAAAUGAACUAUUACACCGUUCUCUUCGGCGUUUCACGUGCUCUCGGCGUGCUCGCUUCCCUAGUCUGGGAUCGAGCUCUUGGUCUACCGAUUGAGCGUCCCAAAUCCUACUCAACCAAUGCGCUUAUUGAACUUACCAAGAAGAGCAAGAAGGACAAGAAAAAAGACUGUUAAGACGAAAAUACUGCAAGAAAUAACUAAAUUAUAAAAGUUUGGAACGAAUCACUAAACUAUCAAAAAUUUAAAUAAAUUAUGUUCAUAAUAUAUCUUGGUAAUCCGGACAAUUGAAAACUAGGUAGAGUCCGACUUACUGCAUUGUCCGGAUUACCGAGAUAAAAAUAAUCUGACCAAAAA
Messenger RNA from Drosophila innubila, 1727 nucleotides. Its product is annotated as probable citrate synthase, mitochondrial. The record is from RefSeq and is a predicted model, not a curated record. Gene Ontology annotation, cellular component: mitochondrial matrix. The transcript has a single exon. Bases 129 to 1547 code for a protein of 472 amino acids. Gene Ontology annotation, biological process: carbohydrate metabolic process; citrate metabolic process; tricarboxylic acid cycle. Lineage: Eukaryota; Metazoa; Arthropoda; Insecta; Diptera; Drosophilidae.